Trichoplusia ni (cabbage looper) is the source of this 1736-nucleotide messenger RNA. RefSeq names its product putative nuclease HARBI1. Bases 275 to 1372 code for a protein of 365 amino acids. The transcript is spliced from 2 exons. The record is from RefSeq and is a predicted model, not a curated record. NCBI's taxonomy places the organism in Eukaryota, Metazoa, Arthropoda, Insecta, Lepidoptera, Noctuidae.
CAAAGAAAAAAUUGUCAAAGGAUUUAAUAAAAUUUCCGAUUCUCUCUAGUGAUGCAACCUUAUUAGGCCCGGUUUCACCAACAUGUAUAAGUCUUAGUACAAGAAUAAAUCGUUAAUUACUCUCGAGUAUAUCCAUUUUACGUUUCACCAACAUUUAAACUAAUGAUAAAACCUCUAUACUAGAAUAAGGUCAUAUACCGCCAAUUUCGGUCAUAUAAGCUGCUAAUCUUUGGUUAGAAGUGUCACUGUCAAGUCAGUUCAUCGCAUUUAAAAAAUGGCGCGCCGUUUGUAUGCAUUAAUAAAUGAAACCGAUAGCGAAGAUGAUGAUUAUUUUUGUCCUCGUCCACGGUGGUUUAAGGAAAGGGCUAAUUAUUUUGAAGAGUACGACGAACACGAUUUUGUGAUAAGAUUUCGCUUAUCCAAGGAGGCAACAUUAAGUUUACUGGCAAAAAUCGAGCACCGCUUGGAGUAUACAUCAGAUAGAAAUAAGCCAAUAUCGCCUGUCAAUCAAUUAUUAGCUACAUUAAGAUUUUACGCAACAAAUAAUACCCAAAUGAGCAUUGGUGACUUUGUCGGUAUCAGUACACCAACGUCACACAGAGUUAUUCACCAAGUCAGUGCAGCAAUAGCAUCGUUGCACAAAGAGUAUAUCCGAUUUCCAACAACACGCGAGGAAAUACGAAAAGAACAGGAUUCAUUCUUUCAAAUCGCUAGAUUUCCGCGAGUCAUUGGUGCAAUGGAUUGUACUCAUGUCCGUAUAUCCUCACCAGGUGGAGAUCAUGCAGAACUAUAUCGCAACAGAAAGGGCUACUUUUCCAUCAACGUGCAAACUAUUUGCAAUGCAAACUUGGAGAUCACUGAUAUAGUAGCCCGGUGGCCAGGUUCAUCUCACGACAGCACUAUAUUCAAUAAUAGUUGCAUAAAAAGUAAGUUUGAAACUGGCCAGUAUGGCAAUGCUUUGCUGUUAGUAGAUGGUGGGUAUGCUUCCACUUCGUACAUGAUGACGCCUUUAGAGAACCCUAGGACUCCAGUGGAACAACUCUAUAACGAGUCACAAAUACGGACUCGUAAUCCUGUUGAAAGGUCAUACGGGAUCUGGAAGAAACGGUUUCCUGCAUUGGCCUUAGGGCUUCGCACUAAGCUGGACAAGUCUUUGACUAUUAUUGUAGCCACUGCCGUGUUGCAUAAUAUGUUGAUGCAACGAGGUGAAGUCAAUCCCAUUGAUGAUCCCGCACUACAACUUCCAGCUCCAUGGGAUGAACUUUUACACCAUGGUCAGAUAACUCAGCAACCACAACAUCCACAACAAUACAUCAGGCCCAAUUCAGUGCGAGAUGCUAUCAUUAAUAAUUAUUUUCAAAGUAUAUUGUAACCAAUAAAACAAAUUUUAUAAGCAAUAAAUAUUUAUUUGCGUUUUUUUUGUCUCAACUCUAAAAGUAGCAACCUAGUUUUAAUUUUUUCUUGUUUUAAAAUUUCUUGUUGUAUAUCCAUUUGGAUUUCAAACAAUUUUUUAGCUUCUUCUCUCUCAUUAGCUGCAUGCUCGAUUUGGACAUUAAUAGCCUUCCCCUUCAACUCCUGCAAGUUUUCAAGAGAGGCUCUCGUAAGUUGCGGCCGCCUUUUCGACAUCCAUUCAAGUCGUUUUCCUGAAUAAGGCCUUUUUUUGCCUGAAGGUUUGAAUUGUUCUGAAACAGGCGUUUUUAGACAGUUUGGAGUGUAAUCGCCCCAAUCCUAAAAAA